This is a messenger RNA of Schistosoma rodhaini, 3957 nucleotides long. Lineage: Eukaryota; Metazoa; Platyhelminthes; Trematoda; Strigeidida; Schistosomatidae. The record is from the annotation of a GenBank genome assembly.
CACAUUUAUUUAAUUUUUUUUUUAAAAUUAUUUGUCUAGAUAUUUGAAAUAAGAUUUUGUUAGAAUAGAUGCUUAUUAAUAUGUAUCAGAUUCUCUUCUGAAGGUUUCAAUUAUGGAAAUAAAAUAACAAUGAAUGGAUAGAUACGAACGGAUAUAAUAUUCAGUAACUAUAUGUUAUUAUUUACGGAAAUUGAAUGAAACAAUGAGGAUUUAUUAUUAUGAUAAUCUGCUUCAAAACACCCAUAAGAAGAAUUGUUAUAGAAGAUAAAGUGAUUUCAAUUCGUGAUAUAAUGUUUGAAUAAUCGACUAGAUUAUUAUGACAUAAAUUUUAAAAAAGAGACAUUGUAUCAGUCAGUGCUUCGUUUCAUCACCAAUUUUUCCACAUCAAGAUGAUUCAAUUCCAUUUUGAACAAUAGAAUAUACUGUCAAUUGUAAUGCUACAAUGAUAUUGUUUAUAUUUGUAUUAUUGAUGACAUGAUAAUUAUUGUCUUUAUUAGUCAAUAUUUACUGUGUAUAGAGACAAGUGAAAAUAUGUUUCAAUCUUUUAAGGUCGAUUUACCAAAUUAUAAAACACAAAUUAAUUUUCACAAAGAUAUGAACCAAUCAAAUGAAUCACAAUUGAAUUUCAAGCGGAUACACAUGAUAUCUUCAAACACUACAGAUCAAUAUCAUCUCAGAGAAGAACGCAAAUUACAUAAUAAUAAAUCCGUAGAAAGUCAUGGUGACUACUAUCAUUCAUCAUUAUCAUCAACAUCAAUAACAACACCAUUGAACAAAGUGAUAAAAACAAUCAAUUUUAUAACAUUUAAAAUAUCCGAUUGUUACCUACAUAGUCCAUCUAUGCAUUUGUAUGAGAAAUUCCGUUUACAGUUUACAUUUCGUACAUCUCAAGAACACGGUUUAAUAUUAUUCAAUUCAGAUAAAUAUGGUGUUGAUUUUUUAGCAUUUGAAUUAAUCAAAGGUUAUUUACAUUUUGUUUUCGAUAUGGGAAGCGGAUCUCAACGGUUUGCAUUGACUACACAUAGUGUUACGGAUUCCAACUGGCAUAAUGUGGAAUUAUUUAGAGAAGAUCUUGAGAAUAAUAUACUCCAGUUAUACAUUGAUCGAAAUCAAAGUAUUGAACAAUUUUUGAAGAUACCGGUUUUUAAUGGUGACAUUGCAAGAAAUUUCAAUUUAAACGAUCCACUAUAUAUCGGUGGUAUAUCUCAACUUGUAUUCCUGAAAUGGAGAGAAAAACUUAGUUCAUACCAUGGAUUUCAGGGUUGUCUAGGCAAUUUCUCUAUAAAUGGACUACCUCCAUUUGAUUUAUUAAAUAUGGCUAAGUUAAAAUAUGCAAAAAAUUGGACUUUACCUGUCUGUCGAGAUCAAAUCGUGGACAAUUGUCACCAUCGACCGAAAGGAGUACUGAAUUGUAAUCAAAUUCAAAAUCAUUCGACUAAUACAAAAACAAAUAAAAAUGUUAAUGGGGAUAAUGAUAAGGAUAAACUAUUUCAACCAUAUUGCUUAAAUGAUGGAAUUUGUUUACAAACAUGGUUAGGUGUUAAGUGCGCCUGUGAAUUGACUACAUUUGAUGGGCAUCGAUGUAUGAAAGCUGGAACAACCUUUGUAUAUGGUAUUCAUGAUGAUUCCAUAAUAAAUAAUAAUAAUAACAAUAACUUAUCAAAUAAAUUCAAUCAUACAAUUAGUAACCAUGACAACAUUGGUUAUUUACGUUUCAUUUAUAAAGAUUAUGAAAAACAUACAAGACAAGAUGAAUUUAUACUUGGGAUACAAACAUUUUACAUAAAUUUCACACAUAAAAAACAACAAAAACAACAACAUAGAAACUAUUCACAAACUUAUAAUGAUGAUAAUUAUAUAUCAACUUUAUUAUUUGUAACAAGUUUAACACAAAUUGGUGAUUUUAUACAUUUAUUUUUAGAAUCAGGUAUAGUACGGCUUAAUUAUAACAUGGGUGGAGGUGUGGUUCACAUUAGUGGACCUAAUUUCCCAAUCAAUGAUGGAUUUUAUCAUCGAAUUCGAGGUUAUCGAGUGGAUCGUCAGAUAAUUCUUGAAGUAGAUGACUCAAGACAUACAUAUGAACUAAACAGUAUAUAUGGGAAACAAUUCAAUAAUCAAAAAGUUAUUUGGCUUGGACAUGCACCAAGAUUGAAUAAGACAGAUUUUUUUCAUGGUUACAUGACUGGUGUUUAUUACAAUGGACUACUAUUGAAUGAUAUAGCUGCUGGUUUAUCUUAUUUAAUGCAUAUACAUGUGACACGAUUUGGAAAUGUAAAGCAUAUAACAAAAUUUCAACCGAAAUUGCUCAAAUCGGAUUAUUAUAAAGAUGGAGUAAACUACGUGAAUCGUGAUGAACCAGUCAGUGAAGAAACAACAAACCGAAUCUUAUCCAACUCAAUUCCGCUCUUUUUUUAUUCGAAUUCUUCCCCGUCGUCAUUGACAUCGAACUAUAAAUAUUUUAAUAACAAUAUUUCAAAUGAAUCUAUACAGUCAGAUAUAAUUAAUUCACAGACAAAUUAUUUACAAUACAAUAAAUGGAAAGUGUAUAAAACAAUGAGUCGUUUACAUGAACAAGUAAAUAUCUGGCUGUUAAUUAGUUUAGCCAGUGCUGGACUAAUAAUGUUAAUCUCACUUACAUUUCUAGCCUAUAGAUUUCAUCGCAACAAACGUGUCAAUUCACAUUGUUCUAAAUUAACUAAAACAGAGCAAAUUAGUCAUUUACAUCAAUUCUCUCCAACAUCAAUUACUUAUAGAACUGCUUCAGUAGGUUCUUUAUUAAGUAUGGAUGAUAUACGAUACACUAUGAUAUCGAAACGAUUAAAACAAAAUCAAGAACAAUUAUCAUCUAUAUCAGAUGAUCAAUCACAUUCAAUUUGUGAUCAAGCAUCAAUCAGUCGGUAUAAAAUCAAUUAUUCUAACACUACAGUAACACCUUUUAUCUUAGUAACUGAUUCAAUUAAUCUACCAAGUAAAUCAUCAACAGGAAUUGAUCAAUACAAUCUAAUCAAAACAUCUUUACCUAAAAUAGAUUCAAUGCAUUUAAAUGUUCCAAUUAAAACAUUCGAGGAAUGUAUACCAGAUAAAUGUUUUAAAGAUAAUGAAUAUAAAGUUGUCUUAAGUGUUCCUAAUAAUGAUUAUUUAAAAACACAAUUUAUACAUGGAUUUAUUGAUACAUUACAUAGUGGACAAUUUAGUACAGGUUCUUCAAUAGAAACAUCACAAAUUAUGUAAUAUUCAAAAAUAAGGUUGUUAUGUAAUAAUGAAACCUAACAAUAAAUGACAGUUACCUACAAGUCGAUGAUCUGAGAUCUAUCUAAAUGAAAAAGGUACUAUUUUUUUAUGUAAAAAGGAAAGAUUUCCGGGUAUGAUUCCAUGUGGGGGCUCGCCUUGUAACGCAGCUUUGUGAUUUCCUCAAUGUGUGUCCUAUCCAAUUACAACACUUCUUCCUGAUUUCUUCCUCCACUGAAAUCUGGUUUGUUCUCUCCCACAGCAACUUGUUGCUGUUAGUGUCUGGCCUAACGGAUCCGAAUUAUUUUGCGUACACAACAGUUGAUAAACAUCUGUAUUUUCUGGUUGAUGGCUUUUGCAGUCCUCCACAUCUUCGCCCUAUACAGUAGAAAUGUCUUGAUAUUUGUAUUGAAAAUUUUGAUCUUGGUGAUUCAAACUCUUAAAUAUGAAAGAAUAUUAUUUGGGGUGUGGAGGGUGAAUAAUUUAUUGAAAAUCAAUUUUUAAUAUUAACAAAUUACUUUAUCUCACUUGUAUUAAUUUUUUUUUAAUGUUAUACAAUUUCAAAAGUUUAUGUACUCACUAGAACAUGUUUUAAUAGUUGAGAUGAUGAAUCAAUUAAAGGUAAACCACCAUGGAAAACCUGUAAGCACUGUACUAUAACAUGUUAUUCAUAUUUGAUACCGUAUUGUAAAAUUUUCAAGUGAAUUAUAAAUAGAAACAAUUGAAAUG